AUGUUGAAAUGGAAGUGUGAUAAUUCUUUUGACCGAGGAUUUCUUGUUAGAAAGUUUUUCUCCCUUCACCAUGAUCAGUUCUCAAAUAUUGUUCCAACUGUGGAAGAGAUCGAAAGGCUGCAUCUGGAUAAGUUUUUUAAUAAAAACAAUGAAUUCAUUCGUCAUGGAGAUCUGAGGCAUAAUGCUAGUUUUGCAACAUCGACUUCGAACAACUUUGAUGAACAAAUACGUAAUCUUGUGUCUGGUCAGUUGCAAUUACAAGCUGAUUGCAAUAGCCUAAAGCUUUUAUUUCACAAUUUCUCUGCAAAAGUGUUUGAAGAGUUCAAAGUUGUUCACUCUACGUUGAAGGAAUUGCGUGGCAUGAUGGAUAAUAAUGUGAAUGUUGAUGAUGAUCAUUUCAAGGAGUUCCACACUGAUAUGUUUCAAAGUGGUGCACAGGAAAAUGUUACUCAAAUUCCUAUCCCUGACUGUGAUGAUGGUUUAAUUGUUUCUCAAUCUGCUGAAGUUGAUGUUCAAGAUUCUGAUGAGGAGGAUGUUGUUUUCAUUGAUAAGGUUCAUGGUUCUGAUGAUGUUACAAACUUUGUAAAAAAUGUUUUGGAAGAUGCAAAUGUUCUUAAGGUUCAAGGUUUGGCUGAUGUUCAAAUGACUGAAACUAAUGUGGACGAAGAGCCAAAUGUUGAUAAGGGACUGCAGAUUGGUCAACAUUUUGAUGAUUUGGUGGUUCAGGACACUAUAGAGAAGGACAAAUCUAAGGCUGCUCCUUCCUCAUCAAAGAGGACAACCCGUAGCUCGGCCACAGAAAUGUGCAACUUGAAUAAUUCUAAUAAAAAUCCUUGUGGCGCUCCUUCUAAACCGCCUAAGCCAUUUGACGGGGAAAAGAGAGUCCUCCACGGUUCUUUCCCGUUUGAUCAAUUAUUUUGGAGUGGAUAUAAUCCAAUUACUGAAGGCUUUCAUAAAUGGUUAACGACGGGUUUAUUUGAUAGCCCAAAGCAAACUGAGUCUGGCUUGGUAUACUACAAGAAGCAGUCUUCACAAGUGAAGAAUGGGUUUGAUUUCAACGUAGCUAAAAUUUAUGAAAAAUCUUGGUUCUUACUUCUUGAUGACUGCCAUAAAUUCUUGGACUCUACGAUUGAUGCUGAUAUUCUCAAGGAUGUGGAGUGCUAUUCUGUGUUGCUUCCUACAUUUCUAUAUUUGAUUGGACUUCAUUACAAAAGGGAGGAGCUCUUUACUGGUAAUGGGAAAUAUGUGGGAAAACAACGAACGGACCCGCUUGAGGUUGUUUUUAUUGAUAAUCUUCCUCCUCAGGAACAUGGUGACUGUGGUGUUUUUAUGAUUGCGUUUGCUGAGGUCUUUAUGAAAGGAAAGAAUAUCCCUUCUUCUAUCGAUGCUGAGUUCCUUCGUAAUCGCUAUGCAUAUUUACUUUAUGAGCAUGGAUGCAAGAAGUUGGCUGAAGGUUAUGAAAGUGAGGAUCAAUCUCCUGGAGUUAUGCCUCCAGAUCUUAAGAAGGAGGUUCAUGGUUGUUGGCAGACUAUGUAG
Molecule: messenger RNA, 1536 nt
Organism: Striga hermonthica
Lineage: Eukaryota; Viridiplantae; Streptophyta; Magnoliopsida; Lamiales; Orobanchaceae
Source: the annotation of a GenBank genome assembly